This is a messenger RNA of Orcinus orca (killer whale), 2329 nucleotides long. RefSeq names its product proline dehydrogenase 2 (gene PRODH2). The transcript has 9 exons. Lineage: Eukaryota; Metazoa; Chordata; Mammalia; Artiodactyla; Delphinidae. Gene Ontology annotation, cellular component: mitochondrion. Bases 54 to 1502 code for a protein of 482 amino acids. Gene Ontology annotation, molecular function: FAD binding; proline dehydrogenase activity. The record is from RefSeq and is a predicted model, not a curated record.
CCAGCGGCCUCCAAAGCCCCCUGACCUGGUGUGGAAGUGGCGAAGGAUUCCUGAUGCUCUGGACCUGUCGUGUGCUCUGCUCCCAAGCGGGGCCCUCCGCUGGGGGCUGGAAGCCCCUGCGCUUUGAUGGUGGGGCCUUCCACCUCAAGGGCACAGGAGAACUGACCCGGGCUUUGCUGGUGCUACGGCUGUGUGCCUGGCCCCCUCUGGUCACCCACGGCCUGGCGCUCCAAGCCUGGUCUCAGCGACUCCUGGGGUCCCAGCUCUCGGGCGCGCUUCUCCGAGCAUCCAUCUACGGGCAGUUUGUGGCUGGUGAGACCACAGAGGAGGUGAGGGCCUGUGUCCAACAGCUGCAGAGCCUAGGCCUCCGGCCCCUGCUGGCGGUGCCCACUGAGGAGGAACCAGACUCAGCUGUCAAGACUGGCGAGGCCUGGUAUGAAGGGAACCUCAGCGCUAUGCUUCGAUGUGUGGACCUGUCACGAGGCCUCCUGGAGAGCCCCGGCCCGACUGGAAACAUCCUCAUGCAGCUGAAGAUUACGGCGCUGAUGAGCACUCGGCUCUGUAAGGAGCUAACCUCACGCGUCCGAAGGCCAGGGGGGUCCUUGGAGCUGAGCCCUGAAAGACUGGCUGAGGCCAUGGACUCUGGGCGGGACCUCCAGGUCUCCUGCCUCAAUGUCGAGCAAACCCGGCAUCUCCAGGCCUCCUUGAGCCGUUUGCACCGGGUGGUACAGCACGCCCGGGCCCAGCAUGUGAGGCUCCUGGUGGACGCUGAGUACACCUCCCUGAACCCUGCUCUCUCUCUGCUGGUGGCCGCUCUGGCCACUCGCUGGAACGGCCCCAGGGAAGGCGGGCCCUGGGUGUGGAACACUUACCAGGCCUAUCUGAAGGACACCUACGAGCAGCUGAGGCGGGAUGCUGAGGCCGCAGACAGGGCUGGCCUGGCCUUCGGGGUGAAGCUGGUACGAGGGGCAUAUCUGGACAAGGAGAGAGAGGUGGCCCGGCUCCAGGGUACCGAAGAUCCCACUCAGCCUGACUACAAGGCUACCAGUCAGAGUUACAGCCGCUGUCUGGAGCUGAUGCUGACCCAGGUGUCCCAUCGUGGCCCCAUGUGCCCCCUCAUGGUGGCUUCCCACAAUGAGGACUCUGUUCACCAGGCAACCAAGCGGGCAGGCUGGCUAUGCUGUGUACAAGUCCAUCCCCUAUGGCUCCCUGGAGGAAGUGAUCCCCUACCUGAUCCGGAGGGCCCAGGAGAACCAAAGCGUACUGCGGGGUGCCCGCAGGGAACAGGAACUGCUCAGUCAAGAACUUCGGCGGAGGCUGCUGGGGCGGGGCCUGAGGGUACCCCAUUAGCACCCCCAGGGCUCAUAUGGUCAAUAAAGGUCCUGAGCUGCUGCCCAGGCAGCUGCCCUGUACGGAAGCCGCCUCCUUGGGGAAGGGCUCAUCUCGGCCUCAGCCGGUCCAAGCUCAGGGGGCUCUGGGGCUCAAGAGAGAUCUUUAGAUGACCCUAGAGCAUAGCAAGGGCAUUGAUCAGAGACUAAUGAGCUCCCCCACCAACCCUGAGGCAGACGAUCCUGCGAUGGGCCUGGGGUCAGCUCUACUCAGCCAGCUAGUGGCUCACGCGGGAAUUUUCUUUACUCCAGUGGACGCCCAGGUGAGGAGCACAGAUGAAGAGCAGACACGGAGGCACUGAAAUCUAGAGGCUGGGCUAAGGCCACACGUCCACGGAGGGACAACGAGAAGAAGCAAGCCCCUCUCUCAUUUAAUAAGCAUUUACUGAAUCUCCUGAGCUAGGCUUCCAGGUGAACAGUGUUAGGGACACAACAGUGACCAAACACAACCCCAGGCCUGGCCUCACAGAGCUCUUAGUCCAGUAGGGGUAGACAGACCCAUCUUCAGACAGCGACAGCCCAGGGUGGUCAGGGCUGUGAUGAGGGGAGCCCAGGCAGAGUAUCAGGGCAACGUUGGGAAAAGCCUGGAGGCUGUAGGAGGCCAGAGGAGACACCUGGUGAUCAAGAGGGCGUCCCAGAGAAUUCAUAAGAAUAACCAAGUAAAUACUGAGAAGGGCAUUCCAGGACAAGGGCAUGUGCAUAAACAGACUGCGGAGUCGGGGGACAAGGACGGAGGCUGGGGGGCCAGAAGAUGCAGUCUUUGGUGCCACACUGCAGGGUAUCGACUCUGUCCCAAGGGCACUGGGGAGUAAGGAGGCUUUGAAGCAGGGGAGGGACAGAGUCAGGUCGGGCUUUAGUGAGAGUCCCUGGGCUGCAGCACGGCGAGUGGACCUCGAGCUUUCCACCUGAGAGCCCAGGGGAAGCUGGGGUAGGGAAUCCUG